AUGGAGGGGGAAGGGGAGAUGGAGGGCCACAGCGGCGUGAACCAGCUGGGCGGCGUGUUUGUGUCCGGCCGCCCACUCCCGGACACCACGAGGCAGAAGAUCAUCGAACUCGCCCACUCCGGCGCCCGCCCUUGCGACAUCUCCAGAAUCUUGCAGGUGUCCAACGGCUGCGUCUCCAAGAUUCUCGGCAGGUACUACGAGACUGGCUCCAUCCGGCCGCGUGCCAUCGGGGGCUCGAAACCCCGCGUGGCUACAGCCGAGGUGGUGGCCAAGAUCUCCCAGUUCAAGAGAGAAUGUCCCUCCAUCUUCGCCUGGGAGAUCCGCGACCGGCUGCUCUCCGAGGGCGUCUGCUCGUCCGACAACAUCCCGAGCGUCUCCUCCAUCAACCGCGUCCUUCGCAACAUCAACACCACGAAGGAAUCAGGAGGCGGAGGGGGGGCAGGAGGGGGAGUAGGAGGUGGGGGAGCAGGGACAGGAGCCAACACGGGCGGCGGCGGAGGCGGCGGAGGCGGCGGUGGCGGAGGGCCUGUGGGCGGCCAGACGAUGGGCGUCGGAAUCGGAGGAGGGAAUUCGACCAACAGCAGCAACUCCAGCACCCCUACGCCCACGCCCACGCAAGACCCGAUGUACGAUAAGUUACGCCUUCUGAAUGGACAGUCGACUUGGCCUCGGUCGCAGUGGUACAGCGGGCCGACUGGUGACGUUACAUCUCUGGCCGUCGACUCCCCCCAGUCGACGCCUUGUGGCCAGCCCGACAUGGCCAAGAAGGGCGACGGCGGGGAACUGAGCGAGGACAGCAACGCAGGAAGUAGUGAGAACAGCAACAGCGAAGACCAAGCAAGACUGCAUCUCAAGAGGAAGCUGCAGAGAAAUAGAACUUCAUUCACUAACGACCAGAUCGACAGUUUGGAAAAAGAGUUCGAGCGCACUCACUACCCGGAUGUGUUUGCACGAGAGAGACUGGCGGCCAAGAUUGGUCUUCCAGAAGCUAGGAUACAGGUUUGGUUCAGCAAUCGACGAGCAAAAUGGCGGAGAGAAGAGAAGCUGCGGAACCAGAGACGAGCAGCCGAGGGAGUCGCGCCGUCCUCGCCCACCAGGAUCGUCAACAACACCUUCACGCCCACGCCCAUGUACACGCCCCUGCCUCCGCCGCCCAUGUCCGUGGCUGACACGUAUGGCUCCAUGACGGGUCCCGGGGGCGGCUUCGGGAUGGCUUCAAGCGUGGGCGUCGCAGCCACAAGCCCCAACUGCCUCGGCUCGCAGCAACCACCCACGGGCGUGCACGCGGGGGCGGGCGCGGGACUCACAAGAGAACAGGCCCACGCCCACAACCCUUACAUGAGCCGCCCAUACGACCCUCUCUAUUCGCACGCCCGCGCUUCGCCCACCUGCCCGCCCAUGCUCUACCACCACGCCUCCCACCACCACCAUCAAUCCCACGCCCACGAGUACAAUACGCCCACACCACCCAACUCCCAAGCUGGUCUCCUUUCGCCCGGCGUGUCCGUUCCCCUCGCCGUGCCAGGCCAGAACCACGACAUGAGUGCGCAAUACUGGACGCGGCUUCAGUAA
Penaeus indicus is the source of this 1572-nucleotide messenger RNA. RefSeq names its product paired box protein Pax-6-like. Gene Ontology annotation, biological process: regulation of transcription by RNA polymerase II; anatomical structure development. The coding region runs from base 1 to 1572 and encodes 523 amino acids. NCBI's taxonomy places the organism in Eukaryota, Metazoa, Arthropoda, Malacostraca, Decapoda, Penaeidae. Gene Ontology annotation, molecular function: RNA polymerase II cis-regulatory region sequence-specific DNA binding; DNA-binding transcription factor activity, RNA polymerase II-specific. The transcript is spliced from 10 exons. The record is from RefSeq and is a predicted model, not a curated record.